AUAUGUCACUGUAUCCCUCCGCCUGCGGUAGAUGUGCUGAGGCUGGAGUAGCCACCAUUUUGCAUGUCUAGUGUGUUCCUCCCUCCAUUGCUAAUAGAGACGAUUCCAGUUCUUUUCUGGCAUCAGCACGGCUAAGAAUGCCAGCCCCGAUCAGACUGCGGGAGCUGAUCCGGACCAUCCGGACAGCUCGGACCCAGGCAGAGGAGCGUGAGAUGAUCCAGAAAGAAUGUGCUGCUAUCCGCUCGUCUUUCAGAGAGGAAGACAAUACAUACCGCUGCAGAAAUGUGGCAAAGCUUCUUUAUAUGCACAUGUUGGGCUAUCCGGCACACUUUGGACAGUUGGAGUGUCUGAAGCUGAUUGCGUCCCAGAAGUUCACUGAUAAACGAAUAGGUUACUUGGGAGCUAUGCUGCUGUUGGACGAGAGGCAGGAUGUCCAUCUACUAAUGACAAAUUGCAUCAAGAAUGAUUUGAAUCACAGCACACAAUAUGUCCAGGGCCUGGCCUUGUGCACUUUAGGCUGCAUGGGUUCUUCAGAAAUGUGUCGUGACCUGGCAGGAGAGGUAGAGAAGCUGCUCAAAACAUCCAACUCUUACUUGAGGAAAAAGGCAGCUUUGUGUGCAGUUCAUGUCAUCAGGAAGGUCCCAGAACUCAUGGAAAUGUUCCUUCCAGCCACAAAAAACCUGCUGAGCGAGAAGAACCACGGUGUUCUCCACACAUCAGUCGUCCUCCUCACGGAGAUGUGUGAAAGAAGUCCUGACAUGCUGGCCCACUUCAGAAAGAAUGAGAAGCUGGUUCCACAGUUGGUGAGAAUCCUGAAGAACCUAAUAAUGUCUGGAUACUCUCCUGAGCAUGACGUGUCAGGCAUAAGUGACCCUUUCCUGCAGGUGCGGAUAUUGAGACUACUGCGGAUUUUAGGCAAGAGUGAUGAUGACUCCAGUGAAGCAAUGAAUGACAUUCUUGCACAGGUUGCAACAAACACAGAGACAAGUAAAAAUGUAGGAAAUGCGAUCCUGUACGAGACCGUACUGACUAUAAUGGACAUCAAGUCUGAAAGUGGACUGAGGGUCUUGGCCAUUAACAUACUAGGUCGCUUCCUUCUUAACAAUGACAAAAAUAUAAGAUACGUGGCGCUGACAUCUCUACUAAAAACGGUACAAACAGACCACAAUGCAGUGCAGAGGCAUCGGAGCACCAUCGUGGAUUGCUUAAAAGACCUGGAUGUAUCCAUCAAGAGACGUGCAAUGGAGCUGAGCUUUGCCCUGGUGAAUGGCAACAACAUUAGAGGCAUGAUGAAGGAGCUGCUCUACUUCCUGGACUCCUGUGACCCGGAAUUCAAAGCAGACUGUGCAUCAGGAGUCUUUCUAGCUGCAGAGAAAUAUGCUCCUUCGAAAAGAUGGCACAUAGACACCAUUAUGAGAGUCCUCACAACAGCAGGGAGCUAUGUGCGAGACGACUCUGUUCCCAACCUCAUCCAGCUCAUCACCAACAGUGUGGAGAUGCAUGCCUAUACUGUUCAGAGACUUUACAAAGCGCUGCUGGAGGACAUCUCACAGCAACCUCUAGUGCAGGUAGCGUCCUGGUGCAUAGGAGAGUAUGGGGACCUGCUGGUGUCAGGGCAGUGUGAGGAGGAGGAGCCUAUUCAGGUGACUGAGGAUGAAGUCCUGGAUGUGUUGGAAGGACUUCUGGUGUCCAACCUGUCCACACCUGUGACUCGGGGUUAUUCCCUUACUGCCAUCAUGAAGCUGUCUACUCGCUUCACCAGUGUAAACCGUAUCAAGAAGGUGGUUUCCAUAUAUGGCAGUAGCAUUGACGUGGAACUUCAGCAGAGAGCUGUUGAGUACAAUGCCCUUUUCAAGAAAUACGACCACAUGAGGCCAGCUCUCCUAGAGCGAAUGCCCAUUAUGGAGAAAACUGCUACUAAUGGCCCUACAGAGAUUGUACAGACAAAUGGGGAGACGGAGCCUUCUGUUGUGGAACCAAAACAUCCACCACCUGUCACCCAGCCAGCCAACCAGGCUAAUGAUUUGUUAGACUUGCUGGGUGGUAAUGAUGUGCCGGUAAUCCAGACCACAAUGCCCACCAAGCCUGCUUCAGCUGGAGGAGAGCUGCUUGAUCUGCUGGGUGACCUCUCGCUAAGUGGCGGUCCAGCCCCUGCUCCUGCUCCCUCAGUGCCCACUUCCCAACCCCCUUUCCUCUUGGAUGGCCUCUCCUCACAGCCCCUGUUUAAUGACAUUGCAGCUGCAGGUAUUCCUCCUAUGACUGCAUACAACAAGAAUGGUCUGAAGAUUGACUUCACGUUUGAGAGAGCUAAUCCCAACCCAAACAUCGCUGUCAUCACCAUCCAUGCAUCCAACUCGACGGAGGCCGACAUGACUGACUUUGUUUUUCAGGCUGCAGUACCAAAGACAUUCCAGCUGCAGCUCCUCUCCCCUAGCAGUAACGUUGUCCCAGCACUCAACCAGGGAACUGUCACACAGGUCAUCAGAGUUCUAAACCCACAGAAGCAACAGCUACGAAUGAGGAUCAAGCUGACGUACACCCACAAAGGCUCGGCUGUGCAAGACCUGGCUGAGGUUAAUAACUUCCCCCCUCAGUCCUGGCAGUGAUGAGCUGCUCCCGCUACUCUUGAAAGCCCCACCAAGGGAACUAUGAAAACGAUUUUCCUUUCACCUCCCACCUUUCUUCCAACGGAUCCCCCUGUGACGUCACUGCAGACCGCUGCCCUCGAGUUGCAUGGGAAGCAGCAGAGCAUUGAACACAGGAGAAAAAUACAGAUGUUACGAAGACCCUAUUGACUAUCGACAUCACGAGAAUAAUUGGGAAAACAUAUCAAUCUAUGAACUUUCUCCUCUCUUUUUUUUUUUUUUUUUUUUUUCUUAAUUGGUUUCCACAGUCUUUACGCUUAGUACAUGCACCCUCCGCUCAGCACCACUCCCAUCCACUAAAGCACAUAUGCACACCAUCCACUGUGGUACACCUUACCUCUCAGGUCUCUGUAGAGAAAAAGCGUGUUCCACAACGAGCACUUCAGUAACCAGUUUUAUUUGAAAAUGCAGUUGAAACACUUUGCUCCUUUGAUAUUUAUGAUUGGCUUCAGAUUUUUAUAUGAACCUUCAGUCCCACGUCGGCAGCAGAAAAAGCUCUGAAAUGUUUAGUGCAGUUAUAGAUCACCCUGUUUUUGACCCUCCACUUCAUGAGUGAUAUAACUUGUCAGAGUUGUAUUCAUUUUGAAUUACAUUAAUUUGCUUAAAGCAUGUUUGAGCAUUAUUAAGACCACAGUCACUUGGAAAGGGGGUUUUCUGAUUCUGGUAGUAGGCCUCUUUUAUCCUAUGUUUCUAUAGGACGGCGUCUACAUUUGAUUUGUCACUAUGAAAGGACAGGAACAGCCCUCUCACCUGACCACCUGUGGCUCGAUGAAGGAAAACGCCCUCAGAUUAAACCACAGCUUUCAUCUCAUCUGUAGUAAAGUGUCCGUUUUUAGAUCUGUGUGAUAAAUUCAACGUUUAAUUGUUCUGCACAGCUUGCGGACGUUGAUUCGUUGCGUUGGACGUACAAUAAAUCCAGGCCUGAGAGUUAUCUGAAAACAAAUCGAUUGCAUUUUUGUUUGAGAUCUGUGUUUGAAAACUUUUUUGCAUCUGUGUCCUCAGUCGAGCUUGCAAUUCAGUUACAUUUCAGAUUUGUUUAACCUGGUUCAACUUGGUCAUCAUAUGCACAUACAUGUAAAUUAAGCUUGUUAUGAAUGUAGUUACAUGCACUGAAUGCCCCCCCCCCACCCCUUAAUUCUUCCUUUUCAUGUCUUCGUUGACGGGGACGCUCAUUACUAUUGGCACUAUUUUUGUGAAAGUCUGUUUUAUUUCUGCAGUAAUUUGACUUAAUUUAUGCCUGAUAUCAAAGUGAUGUGCCUUUCUAACUUGAUAACUAGAUAAAAGCCCCUGAAGCAUUGGGUUCUGUAUGAGCUCUGUUUGUAAGUCUGCUUGUGUGAUGAUCUUGUUUUCAACCUAAGGGAAGUGGUCCUGAUGGAUUAGAGUUGGUAUAUCACUUCAUUUUAUUAUGUUUUCUUCACUUAUUUGUCUAAUCAGUUGAUCAUCAAUCACCCACUAAUACUGGCCCAUGUGGAUAUCCACAUAAAUGUCAUCUUGUCUUGACAAAGGUAUAAAUUAUUGCUACGUGUUGUUGAUUGUUUCUUUACAGUGUGGCAGAUGUUUAAAUAAAUUCCUGCAAGUCUUGCAAACAAAGGAAAUCUCUAAGGAUAAUGGCAGCUAAAAGAUGUAGACAUUUCAUAAGCUGGCAUCGAGGUUGCAAGUGAAAAGUGGGAAUGUCGUUCAAAUAUCACUAAGGACCCCCUCCCCCUCAUGCACCACACACACACACACACACGCACACACACCAACAGGCAUUGAAAUGUUAGUUUGGAUCACUUGGUGGUGAGGUACUGGAACAGGUUGUUCUGUGGUGACUGUUUGAUGAUUUGACUAUGAUUUCUUUGCUCUCGUCUUCUCCCAGACGAGAGCAUGCUGUCGGGGACGGUAACCUUAAUACCUCACAAUGUUCUCUUUCUUUUCUCUGUUAUCUUUCAGUGGCAGUAGACAGCUUUGUUUUGUCAUGAAUUGCAAUCAAGGGGAGCAUCUGCAUGAGAGAAACUAACCGUAGUUUGUAUCUUACAUAACCUGCGAUGCUGUGUUGACGUCCUCGGAUGUUCAGUCGGGCUGUAUGAUUCUUUUCACUAUGCUUCACUAUCUUCUAACUUCUGUGACCAAAUCAGAGAGACUAUUAGCUUUGGAAAUAUUUUUGAGCUAUGAUAUGUGUAUAUGGAGAAAAUUAUUUCGGUUUAACUUUUUUUUUUUUCCUUCUUCUUCUGUUGUUGACAAAUGCUAUAUUGGCUUUUUUUUCUGUACAUAUUGAGGGCUUUUACAAUUUUGUCUCUUGUACUAUCUUUCAUCCUUUUUUUAGAUGCCAUUUUCUAAAAAAUUCCAAUUAUUCACAAUGUAUAUUGUCUAAAUAGAUCUAGUCAACAUCAGUCUAUUGAGACUUCCCUGUAUCAUCACUCGUUAAUGUAAAAGAUAUAUGAUCUGCUGCCUGUACAUUGUAUAUAGUUGUAAAACAAACGCUGAUCAGAUUAAAUAAAACCCACAUGAAGACUUAAAAGAAUAGCUAGAAAGUAUAAUUGUAUGCAUAUAUUAAAAAAAAAAAAAAAAAAGCAGAUAAAAAAAAGAAUCUUACAAGGAUGCAAUUGAUCUGGAUUUAAUUUACUAUUUGUCCUUCAUGAUCAGAUGUGUCAUCUUAUUUCACACAGAUAGUUGUCUGGUCAGCAGGUUACUUGGUGGGGCUCUUUUGGAUGUUGAAAUAAGGGUUGAGUCUGUCUGAAUGAUGUACUGUACUACUGAGAAACUGAAGCACAGUGCUGCACAGCGGCAGAAGUGGCGCCUCGCUUCAUUUGCUUCCCCUCAGUCGCCUCAUGCGUGCCCUCCCUUGAAGAGGGGGAGCAGCUUUCUUUGCCGAGGAGCAAUCCUUCCUUCUGGCCUUACGUGCACUCUUGUCAAUUCACGUCUAUUAAACUCUUCAACCUACGAACUGUAUCAGGAAACGAUGUCCCCUGUGAUUUCUGAUUCCGGUGUGUUCGCUCUUCUUGUUGCCUGGUUACCUUUUCGUCUGCCAUGUUGUACCUUCCUGAAAGCAUCAUUUCAAGCGAGCAAGCAAACAAGCAAGCAAGGCCGCAAAUAGAAUCAGGUUUUUAGAACUCAUUGUAAGUCAUUUUUUUUCCACAUUGUGAUUUAAAUAGGUUUUUAGCAGGUAAUGAGUGUGGUAAGGGAUUUCAAACAAUACGGUGCAUUCUUUUGCUUUCCUUUCUUUCUUUUAGUCGCUUAUCGCUCAAGUUAUUUGUGUCUGCGUGGCACAACAUUCACUUGAACUAAGUCUCCGAAACAAAAGGCUGUGCUAUAACACGUGAAACUGGUCUGAGCCCUUACUAUUGUAUUAAAUCAAACUUGACAUGACUGCGCAUCAGGGCAUGAUAUGACAGAGAAAGGCCGUGGACUUUGUCAUCAACCUUUGGUUUAAGCAAACCUGGGGAUAGUUUGUGCUAAACGCUAACAGCCACAGGGGGGAGCUGUGCAAACUGGAAGUCUGACUGGGAUGGGGAAAGGAAGUUUCAUUCAUCUAUUCCUGAAUGUUUUCUUUUUUGUUGUUGUUUGUUUGUUUGAGUUGUAUGUAUUAUCCUAUUCAACCAAUAUGUACCCUUAUUAAUCACAGCAGAUCAGAUUUUGUUUGAUGAUAUAUUAAUUCUUGCAGUUUAAAAUGUACAAAUGGAAAAUGAACCCAACUUGAGUGCUCUGGACACUGUAACUUAAAACAAGAAAAGAAAUGGAGAGAUAUACCCAUCAGCUGUGCGUGUGUCUAUGUGCGUGUGUGUGUGUGCGCAUGUGCGUCUUGGAGAAAUAGUCUUUUAAUUGACAUAGGACAUCAUCAUUUGGUUCUGGCUGCAACUUCAACUUUCAUCUUCUUCGCUGCAUGUGAAACCCAGUGUAAAUAAUGCCAUUUCUACUCUUGACCUGAGACGUGGGUUUUCUCUUUUUUUGUUUUGUUUUUCUGAAACGCAAGAAAAGUUCAAAUUGUAAAAUCUGUCACACCAUAUUCCUGGGUCAGUACUAACGUGUACAAUUAGAGGGUGACCAGGUAGUUCUUGCAAUGCUGUUUUUAAGAGGGUCUUGAAAACGCACAUCUGUCAUUUGAAUUAAUCAGACAAUUGAUUUUUGGUUUUAGUUUUGAAAUCUGUGUGUAAAGGGCUUGGAGGAGCAUCUGAGUUACCGCCAUAUUCACUUUCCCCUGUCGAAUCAAAAAUGAAUGCAUCGACUGUACUUUGAGAACAAAAUCUGUAACCUGUACCUCCCACCCUCCCCUCAAAGACCCCCCCCCCCCCCCCCCCCCCCCGGCUGACAACAAAAUUGUAUCUGAUUUGUUGGGCGAAGUCACGAGUUUCACUGUCCAGUUUGACGCGUUGAACUGUGUAUGCCAGCUUCAAGGUGAGUGUGAAUGUCAGACUGAAAAUAUGAAGUGAUGAUUAAAGACGAGAGGUUGUAAACUAUUAAAUGGGAUAUUUUCAAUUUAUGCUGUGUAUUCUUGUCUUUGGGUUGGAGAAAAUGAUCAAGCGAAUAAAAAGUCAAAAAUCUAGCUGAA
This is a messenger RNA of Mugil cephalus (flathead mullet), 7173 nucleotides long. It is a transcript of the gene ap1g1, whose product is annotated as adaptor related protein complex 1 subunit gamma 1. Gene Ontology annotation, molecular function: clathrin-cargo adaptor activity. Lineage: Eukaryota; Metazoa; Chordata; Actinopteri; Mugiliformes; Mugilidae. The coding region runs from base 138 to 2606 and encodes 822 amino acids. The record is from RefSeq and is a predicted model, not a curated record. Gene Ontology annotation, cellular component: membrane coat; Golgi apparatus; AP-1 adaptor complex. Gene Ontology annotation, biological process: receptor-mediated endocytosis; intracellular protein transport; Golgi to vacuole transport. The transcript is spliced from 24 exons.